CGCGUGCGUGAUUUCAAACCCGGAAGCGUUCGCGUUGUAAACACAAACGUAGUUCGCUUCUAUCAAAGGCAGUCGAAAAAUGACAUGAACGUGACAUUUUAGUUUUGAGUGACUCCAUUGAUUUUAAGGCACGUACAAAACAAUUCCCUUGUUACUACGUCGUGUGAAAUUGACGAAGAUUCUUCAGGAUCAAGAUGUUAUAGACUAGUGACUAGUCUGACAAGUGCUUGUAAUAUGAACUCAGGAGGAAAGAUGGCACCUCGAAACAUGACGAACUCUGGGGUGAGAUACUCCAAACUGGCGAGCGAUGAUGAUGGAUACAUUGAUCUCCAGUUUAAGAGGAGCCCACCUAAAGUCCCUUAUAAAGCCAUCGCCCUGGCAACAGGCCUCUUCCUCAUCGGCACCAUACUGAUCAUCAUCGGCUCUCUCCUGUUAGCAGGAUACUUCGAAGUGAACGAUCACCGCGAUCGCACCAUCCCCGUUCUGAUCAUCGGAAUCCUUGUUUUCCUCCCUGGAUUUUACCACCUGCGCAUCGCCUACUAUGCUUCCAAGGGUUACCGAGGUUACUCCUACGAUGACAUCCCAGACUUUGAUGACUGAUGACAGCGGGGCACGGAGUCAGAGAUUUGAGCCUGGUUUAGAUGCAGCGGGACGCACCUGUCUGCUGUUGAUGUGUGCUGAAUUCAAAUGACUUUUUAUUUCAACUUCAUAGACUGAGAAUGUAGUUUGCAUUCAUUAAGCGGUAUGAUUAUUCAUGUAAUAAAAAGCAUUUUAUAUCAGAGAGAAUUCAUCUUCAGAGGUCACUGCUACAUUAGUAUUCUGUAGUGAGUAACUGGUGCAAAAUAAACUCUUGAUGUAUUUAACAGAAAAUUAUUUUCAGGUCAAGGUUGCUAUAAAUCUCUGGGUUUUGUUUUUUUACGGAUCAGUCUGAACAGAUCGAUGCUUCAAAGCAAGCUGUAGAAAUCAACUGUUGCUGUUGUGUACUAUUAAACAAAUACACUUGGCACAA
Triplophysa dalaica is the source of this 1009-nucleotide messenger RNA. RefSeq names its product transmembrane protein 230b (gene tmem230b). The coding region runs from base 235 to 600 and encodes 121 amino acids. The transcript is spliced from 4 exons. Lineage: Eukaryota; Metazoa; Chordata; Actinopteri; Cypriniformes; Nemacheilidae. Gene Ontology annotation, cellular component: endomembrane system; synaptic vesicle. The record is from RefSeq and is a predicted model, not a curated record. Gene Ontology annotation, biological process: synaptic vesicle transport.